AUGUCCUUCCCCACUCCCCCGAUUUCUCCCGGACCCAUCUCCCUCCAGCAAUAUCUUACCUCGCCGGAAUCCUCCCACAAUGGCUUCUUCCGCCGCUUUCUCGAGGCCAGAAGCGGGUGUCGCCACUCCGACAUUCUCCCACUUCCCGUGGGGGACAAGCUCAAAGUCAUAAACACAGUCGAUCUCGAUUCAAAUCAUCCGAUGGCUCCGAAUGGCAUGGGAAUUUCCGCGAAUGAUGCGAGGAAGAUUCUGAGGGCAUCGCAGAUGGAGAAGGUGAAAGCGAAGCUGAGAGACAUUCCUCAUACUUCAAUUUCUUACGCUCACUACUUCCGGCUCUGCCUUCAGUUCUGCGAUCACAAUCAAUGUCAAGCGGCGGAGUUCGCCAAGAUCUUGGAUCACUCCGGAAACGUCGUCGUUCUUGGCGACGUCGUUCUUCUACGUCCAGAACAGAUAGCAAAAAGAAUGGAGAGGUUAAUAUGGGAAUCAACAGUCAGUCCGGAUCCGAGAAGGGAGGAGCUGGAGAAGAUGGAAAGGUUAAAGGCCAUGAUUGACGAAAAGGCGAAGGCCCAGGUCCGAUCAGAGCUUUACUGUGGGCUGGGCUUUUUUGUUGUUCAAACGCUUGGACUUAUGAAGCUUACCUUUUGGGACCUGACCUGGGAUGUGAUGGAGCCCGUCGAGACUGCUAAUAAGGUCAUUCUUAGAGAAUUAAAGAAAAAGUUGGAUAAUACCAAAGGACUAUGGGCUGAGGAAAUACCAGAAAUAUUAUAG
Sphenostylis stenocarpa is the source of this 768-nucleotide messenger RNA. Lineage: Eukaryota; Viridiplantae; Streptophyta; Magnoliopsida; Fabales; Fabaceae. The record is from the annotation of a GenBank genome assembly.